Molecule: messenger RNA, 1131 nt
Organism: Miscanthus lutarioriparius
Lineage: Eukaryota; Viridiplantae; Streptophyta; Magnoliopsida; Poales; Poaceae
Source: the annotation of a GenBank genome assembly
AUGGCAGAGACUGUUGUGGGAGCACUGAUUGGCAAGCUAGGUACAGCAUUGGAGAAAGAAGCAGCAACCUACGGUGCAUCCCUGCUUUACAAGGAGGCUUCUGCCAUAAAGGGUCUUUUUGGCGAGAUCCGUAGAGCUGAGAGGGAGUUGGAGAGCAUGAAGGCAUACCUUCGGAUUGAGGAUGUUGUUGAUGAGUUCAUGUACAGGUUUGAGGGUGACAAACACGGAGGGUUUGCAACUAGGAUGAAGAAGAGGAUCAAACAUGUCAAGAUCUGGUGCCGCCUAGGUCUUGAGCUCUGUGAUAUCAAUGUUGAGCCUGAAGAGACUGUGAAAAGGAGGGACCGCUAUAUCAUCCCAGGAAUGGAGAGACAUGCUGGAAGCGGUGACCAUCAUACCAGAUCCACCAAUGAAGCUUUGUGUUUUGCAAGGGAAGAGGAACUAGUGGGUAUUGAAGAUAAUGCAACCAAGCUCAAGGGGUGGCUGGUUGGUGAUUUGGAUGAAAGGAACACCAAAAUCACCACAGUUUGGGGGAUGGGUGGAGUAGGUAAAACUACUUUAGUUCAUCAUGUCUAUAAGAUUGUAAAAGUGGAUUUUGAUGCUGCGAGUUAUAAAGUUGAGGAUUUGCUGAAGAAAAUUGCUACAGAGUUCGGCAUGCCAAUCAAUUCUAGCAUUAUGGAUAUGAGAAGAUUAGUUGAGGUCAUCUGUAAACAUCUCGAAGGUAAAAUGUACAUCUUGGUGUUGGAUGAUGUGUGGGAACAAGAUGUGUGGAUAAACAAUAUCAUGCCUGUGUUUCCGGCUAAAUGUACUAGCCGAUUUGUUCUCACAUCAAGAUUAUCUGAAGUUGCAUCUUUGGCAAGUGGUAAUUGUGCAAUUAAGCUGGAACCGCUGCAAGACCAUCACUCUUAUAUGUUAUUUUGCAAGUUAGCUUUUUGGAACAAUGAUGAUAAAAGGUGUCCUGAAGAAUUAUGGGAUUUGGCCACAAAGUUCUUACAAAAGUGUGAAGGUUUGCCUAUUGUGAUUGCAUGCAUAGGCCGCCUACUGUCCUGCAAACCCCCAACAUACACUGAAUGGAAAAGUUUGUAUGAGAAGUUAGAGCUGCAGUCGGUUAAAAAAGACAAUCCCUGGUGUUGA